Messenger RNA from Pseudoliparis swirei, 1477 nucleotides. It is a transcript of the gene gch2, whose product is annotated as GTP cyclohydrolase 2. Bases 224 to 880 code for a protein of 218 amino acids. The record is from RefSeq and is a predicted model, not a curated record. The transcript is spliced from 6 exons. Gene Ontology annotation, biological process: tetrahydrobiopterin biosynthetic process; tetrahydrofolate biosynthetic process. NCBI's taxonomy places the organism in Eukaryota, Metazoa, Chordata, Actinopteri, Perciformes, Liparidae. Gene Ontology annotation, molecular function: zinc ion binding; GTP cyclohydrolase I activity; GTP binding. Gene Ontology annotation, cellular component: cytoplasm.
UGACAUGAAACCUGCUGACGAACAGACGUGUUGACGUUGGAGGCAACAUGACAAAUGAUGUGCACGAGGCACCGGGUCGAGGCUUUAUAAACGCGGUGACCACCGGGACCACGAGUAGCCGAACUCUCCAGACCUGCAGUGCAUCUCAGCUCCAGGACUCAUCGCAUCUCUCUUACUCCUUUUUUCAGAGCUAGGAAAACUAAACAAACACAACAGCUCCGACAUGAACGGCCACUGCAACGAGCUCAUCAUCGACUCCAAGAAGUCCGUCGUGCACCACAAGCACGAGACGUCCUGCAAAGAGGAGGAAGAGGACCUGUCCCGCCAUGCGCUCGAGGCCGCCUACACCAGCAUCCUGCGGGAGCUCGGGGAGGACACGAGCCGGCAGGGGCUGCUGCGCACGCCGCUGCGUGCAGCCAAGGCCAUGCAGUUCCUCACCAAGGGCUACCACGAGAACAUCGAGGACAUCUUAAACAAUGCCAUAUUUGAUGAAGAAGACCACAAUGAGAUGGUGAUUGUGAAGAACAUAGAUGUGUUUUCACUGUGUGAACAUCACCUGGUCCCCUUUUUUGGCAAGGUUCACAUCGGAUAUAUUCCCAACAAAAAAGUGGUGGGCCUGAGCAAACUGGCAAGGAUUGUGGAGAUCUUCAGUCGGAGGCUUCAAGUUCAGGAGCGUCUAACCAAGCAGAUUGCCACAGGAAUAGCAAAGGCUCUGGAGCCCAAAGGUGUAGCUGUGAUAAUUGAAGCAACGCACAUGUGUAUGGUCAUGCGUGGUGUGCAGAAGACGAACAGCCGCACAGUGACGAGCACCAUGUUGGGAGUUUACCUGGACGACCCCAAAACUAGGGAGGAGUUCCUGACUCUGUCCCAAGGGGUCUAACUGAUGUCAUUCCCUCCAAUGUCUUUGUGGCACACGCAGUAGAUCUGCACCUGACACAUACAAAUCAAGAGUAGGGAACCAAGCUGCCGUUUGAUGCAGGAUCCAAGCAACUUAUGGAGCUCACCUCAGUGAUGCCUGCUAGAUGUUAGUCCUGCAGCAGAAAUCCAUCACUGUGAAUUUAACAGGAAAUAUAAGACUCCAAUUCUUGGUGCCUUUAGUAGAUAUUUUAUAUGUAACAUCUAAAAUUGCGAUUUUGUUGUAAUUAAGAAUGAAACCAGAUGUUGGCAUCCCUCAAAACCGAAGAGUUUCUCUUUUUUACAAUGUGAAUGUCCUUGGUGCGUUUGCAGUGGAUCUCUCGCCGUUCCUUGCUUUAUUAUACUGUUUAAAUAUACUUUAAGUUCUACUUUAUUUUACAAUCCACAGAUGUUCAUAAUUUCAUUAACUAUGUGUCAUUACUAAAGCCUUUGUAAAGUAUCACAUUUGAGAAGUGAAUUAUUAUCUCUGUAGUCCAGAGUAGAGUACGUUAUGGAUUGAAUAGAUCUUUGCCUUUAUUGAUGACCAAUGUUAAAAUAAAUAAAAUAACUUUUAAAAUGUGAA